Molecule: messenger RNA, 3502 nt
Organism: Helianthus annuus (common sunflower)
Lineage: Eukaryota; Viridiplantae; Streptophyta; Magnoliopsida; Asterales; Asteraceae
Product: putative disease resistance protein At3g14460
Exons: 7
Coding region: 386-2146 (586 amino acids)
Source: RefSeq, a predicted model, not a curated record
GUUAACUAAGCUGCCUAAAAGUUUCUUAAAUCUUAAAAGGUUACGACAUUUGGACAUAAGAGAUACUCCGUUGGAGAAGCUGCCAUUGGGGAUUGGUGAGUUGGAAAGCCUUCAGACUCUCACCAAGAUCAUCAUUGAAGGAAAUGAUGGCUUUGCAAUAAAUGAGCUCAAGGGAUUAACAAAUCUCCAUGGGAAAGUUUCCAUUGAGGGAUUGCACAAAGUGCAAAGCGCAAAGCAUGCACGGGAGGCGAACUUAUCUCUGAAAAAGAUUACUGGAUUAGAGCUGCAAUGGGUUGAUGUGUUUGAUGGCUCACGAACGGAUACACUUGAAGAGGAAGUUCUCAAUGAGCUGAAACCUAAUAGUGAUACGUUGAAAACGCUUUCAAUGGUGUCAUACGGGGGAACACAAAUUUCAAAUUGGGUUGGUGAUCGCUCCUUUCAUGAGUUGGUUAAUGUGUCAAUACGUGGUUGUAAAAAAUGCACAUCUCUACCCCCAUUUGGGUUGCUCCCAUCACUUAAGAGGUUGCAUAUUCAAGGCAUGGAUGAGGUUAAACUCAUAGGUCUGGAGUUAACCGGAAAUGAUGUUAACGCCUUCCGUUCACUUGAAGUGCUAACAUUUGAAGAUAUGUCUGGAUGGGAGGGGUGGUCAACUAAAAAUGAGGGUUCAGCAGCAGUGUUUCCAUGCCUUAAAGAGCUUUAUGUAAAGAAUUGUCCACAAUUGAUUAAUGUCUCACUUCAAGCACUGCCUUCACUCAAGGUUCUUAGAAUUGACACAUGUGGUGAUGGUGUGUUGAGAAGUCUAGUUCAGGUAGCUUCAUCAGUCACUAAAUUGACAAUAAGUUGUGUAUCAGGGCUUAUAUAUGAGGUGUGGAGAGGAGUUAUAGGGUAUCUUAAGGAAGUUGAAGAUUUAAGUAUUGAAGAAUGUAAUGAAAUAGAAUACUUGUGGGAAUCAGAAACAGAGGCAAGUAAGCUUCUUGUGAGAUUAAAGGAAUUGAGAUUAGACUUCUGUUCAGGUUUGGUAAGUUUAGAAGAGAAAGAGGAGGAUGACAAUUUUGGGAGCAGCACCCUGUUAUCUCUUAGAACUUUGUAUGUAAAUUCUUGUAGUAGCAUAAAGCGUUUAUGUUGUCCAAAUAGCAUUGAGAGUUUGGAAAUUAUUGGUUGUUCAGUUAUUACAGAUGUCUACCUCCCAAAAGAAGGAGGGAAUAAGCUCAAAUCAGUUAGAAUAUGGGGUUGUUAUAAACUUGAGGGAAAAAUCAACAAAACAAGCAUGCCAAUGCUUGAAACCCUAACUAUUAUUGCUUGGGAAAAUCUAAGAUCAAUCAGUAAAUUGAGUAACUCCACUCACCUCACCAGCCUGCGUGUAUCAUUUUGUCCACAUAUCAUGUCACUUCCAGAGCUUCAGCUAUCAAACCUCACCCGUUUGUCAAUUUUUGAAUGUGAAAGUCUGGUGUCAUUACCUGAGCUAUCGAAUCUCACCAGUUUGUCAGUUAGUGAUUGUAAAAGUCUGGAGUCAUUACCUGAGCUAUCAAACCUCACCCAUUUUGAAAUUUCUGAAUGUGAAAGUCUGGUGUCAUUACCUGAGCUAUCAAACCUCACCUUUUUGUCAAUUAGUAAUUGCGAACGUCUAGUGUCAUUACCUGAGCUAAAGAAUCUCGCCUUGUUAAAAGAUCUGAAAAUCAGAAGGUGUCCAGGUAUUGAUGUUUCCAUUCAUGGUGGGCGUUGGCCUCCCAAAUUGUGCUCACUUAAACUAGAAGGGUUGAAGAAGCCCAUAUCAGAGUGGGGGGAUCAGAAUUUCCCAGGUUCCCUUGUUGAACUAUCUUUAUAUGAUGAACCUGAUGUGAGGAAUUUUAGUCAAUUGUCCCACCUUUUCCCUUCUUCUCUUACAUCUUUGGUAAUAUCCACAUUUGAUAAUCUGGAAUCACUAUCAACCGGACUCCAACACCUCACAUCUCUUCAACAUCUGUACAUUGGGAAUUGCCCAAAGGUGAAAGAUCUACCAGAGACGCUGUUACCUUCACUUUUGAGUUUGGGAAUAUAUGAUCAUUGCCCAAAAUUGAAAGAAAGGUGUGAAGGAAGAGGCUCCCACUACUGGCCCCGAAUCUCUCAUAUCCCCAAAAUCGAAAUAGACUGCAGGAUUUAUUCAUGAUAGCAUGUUGGAUUCAUUAUUCAAAGAUGCUUUUGAGGUUGAUUUUCACAGCAUGUGCGGUUUAAGUGAAAAAGUUAAAGAAAGAAGAAAAUCUAUCAAGCUUCUUGAGUUUUUUUUUACAUUCUUGUUACAUUACUGAGAUUCAAGAUAAAGUUGCAACAGAAAUCGAAAAAACAACAAAAAUGAGAAACAAGGUCACAAAUGUUGUAGAAUUUGAAAACGGUGUGAGUGAAGAAAGCCUAGAAAAGAUGCAGAAUCUUCAUGCAGAUUUCAACGGAAGUUCCAGUGGUAUGCUAUCUCAGAUAUUUAGCAAUUUCUCAUAACUUACAGGAGAGUCAGAGGCUCAUAUCGUAACAGGAUGAACCUUUUCGGUGGAAACAAUACCAUCAGACGCCAGAUUUAUAUGCUUUGCGGGGUGAUGAUGUAUCUAUAUGUUAUGAUGUGAAGAAAGGAGAUUACCAUACCUUGUCAGCCAUAUGCCAUAGGCAGGGUCAAGUUUGAUGCAUUCGAACCUGAAAGAUGGUUUCAUCACAUUGUUGCUUUCAUCCACAAAGCAUCCUUAAGUUUACAGCUUUGCAGAAACACAAGAGGGACAAAGAAUUUGUUUGGCUCAAGAAUUUGCGUAUGUGCUGCAGAUGAAGGAAGAUCUUUGCUUCUAUUUAAGUUGAUCCAUGAUCUAGCAUACUCGUAUUUGGUGCAAUUAGACACACGGAAGUGGAUUGGAAAAUGGUUCAUGCUAAAAAAGGAUUAACUUUCAGUACGUUUGAAGUUAUAUGGGGGAUAAGUAAUGGACAUAAACGUCUCGACGAGCCACACGCAUGGACAAAUGCUAUAGGCGGGUUUUCCCAAAUCUCGGCAACCAAUUUCGUCAUCUAGAGCUCCAGUUUUGAAGCCAAGGCUGUUAAUUUCAAGGAACCCUUGGAGCGGUUACACAUUGCGUCUGAUGGCACUUGGCAUUCAUGGGCUAAGUUACGCACCUCCGAUUGGAACUUAUAACCAAUAAAGAAUUAAUGGAACUUGCCUUUGAUGUCAAGUUACCAUCUGAUGAAGAUUAAAAGAACUUGCCACUCAAGCAAGUUACCUCUAGUGAAGAUUGAUGAAGUCUCGCUAACGAAGAAGAGAUGCCACGUAUUAGCCUAUCAUUUGAUGAAGACAAUCUGUUGAGAGGAUGUUAUACGUAAUUGUCACUUGUCAAUUCCGUACAUCUCAACAAGAUAACAAAAACAUGAGUCCGUAUUGAAUUAGUUAUCACUUGACCUCAUAGCUUAUCGUGUCAAGCAGUUGAGUAUGAAUUCGGUGCUAGAACUUAUGUGUGCAAACUUUAGAGGAAAUUUGCAAGCCACCCAACCUAACAUA